UGAGAGAUAGCUUGGUUGUGUCUAGGAGCAGAUAAACAGAUACAACAGAAUGUAGCCCCAGCUGAUGUAUGUCGGCGUGUCCUUAUACCUGUGUCUUAUGGGGCUCCACACUCGCACAUUUGGUGGAGGUGCGGGGUACAAACUACCAGCCGAGUAAGAUAAGUACAAUUUGUGUGCAACACAUUUAGGCCGCGCCACCUAAAGAAAUUCUACCAACCUACUGAAACGGAAUUAAUAUGCCCGCACUUGGGGCAAUGUGCCGGGGCAUUAUUUCCAGUUAUUGAAUAACUCCAGCACAGAACCCCCAGUCCAAAAUUUGGAUUAAAAUCAACUUUAGCUUUCGACGUAGGUGACCUUUAGGUGACCUUUUCUUUUCAUACGGCUGAGCGGGGCAGACAACUGUAUAGACAGUCGAGCACACGGUGUAACCCAAGUCCAUAUGUGCAGCAAGGAUCAAUGCUUCUGUUGCAUCAAUCACGCAGCUUUUAUUAUGUGAUGUCAUGGGCGAACGGUUAAUUAAACAGGUGGCAAACAGAGCAUUGAAUAGAGCCUUAACGUGGGCACAUGUAAUUUAUGAUGUCAUACAUCAUAGCUUGUCUACCUUAAUGUGAACUUGUGCAUGAACAUUUGCAGUGAGAUGUUCAAUGAGAUCUUUGUGAUAGCUAGGGGGGGGGGUCAUGCGACAUCUUUAGCUAGGGUGCUAGGCGACAUCUUUAGCUAGGAUGCUAGGCGACAUCUUUAGCUAGAGUGCUAGGCGACAUCUUUAGCUAGAGUGCUACGGUUACACAAUCAACAGGAUUAACCACUAAGGUCAGACAAUCAUAGGACAAAAGUUCUACCAUUGAUUGGUGAAAUUGGACGAAGCUAAGUGUAGCAAUGAUUGGUGUAGCAAGGAUUGGUGUAGGUGGAUUGGUGUAGCGAGGAUUGGUGUAGCAAUGAUUGGUGUAUCAAACUAAAUAUAAUGCCCCUGCAAAAAUGUUGGGUUGACUACAGAUAAUUACACUGCCAUUGACUGUAAGCUAAAGCGUACAGUCCCACUUCAGGUUAGGAUAUGAAAAGAACGUAUUGAAUAUUAAAAUGAAAAGACCUCGGCCUAGGACGUCGGCUGGUGAAACUGUUUUCGGUCUAGCAAUGGGAUUGAAUUUAUAAACAAGAUUGUUUACUGCUUGCUUGAACCACAGCUAUGGGUAAAGGUCAUAUCCCGCUAAUCAUGUCGAGCUUUAGAUCCCACAUACACGCCGGGUUAAUUCACUGAAGAUAAACUACAAUUCUUAAUAAAGUUUUACAGUAGUAAAAAUGUGCAACUAUUCAACAGUUUUACAAUCGACAAAAAAAUUAUAAAUUCUUGGCACUAAGACUAAAGAACAUUUCACCAGCCAAGGUGAAGUUCGUCGAAUUUUAACUGGAUCUGAAUGUUAUAACCUUGACCUUUCGACCGUUUGGAUUCCAUCCAGAUAUUUUUUUUGCAAACAUUCUGUAACAGAGGGUAGGAUGUGGAGCGACGGCCCCAGGGUCAGGCCGCUACUCUACCCCCUCGGCGUGUUUGUGGCAUGGACUUUGACGUCAUUCCUGUGCCAUGAGUGUGCUAAGUUCUUUCUGGUGAGCACAGAGAAGGACGUGCGACACGUGUACACGGACACCGUGUCGUACCUGCACAUCUUCUCCUCGUGUGUGCUCACCUCCAUGCAGUGUAUCAUGUGUUUUGCGACCUUGAGAUUAAGUCACGUGACAAGCGGACACCAGGUGGCGCUUCUGGUCAUCACGCACGUGUUGUCUACCCUGGCGACCAAUUACAGCAUGACCUACAUUGAAGCAUCGUCUGUGUUCGCCAUCAAACUUCUGGAACCUGUUACAAUGGCUGUGGCCCAUUACGUCAUCAUCGAGGCGUCACUCAAUGUGGAAACUGUCGUCAGCAUCCCCGUCAUUAUAGCAGGGACCUUCAUCUUUACAGGUACAUCUAGCGUGGAGUCAGUAGGUACAUCUAGCAUGGAGUCAGCAGGUACAUCUAGCGUGGAGUCAGCACACAGGUAUGGCGUCAUGCUGGCACUCACCUCCAACGUUCUGCUGACCGCCAGAAACAUCACGCUCAAGCAGAUCCAGGUAAAGGACACCAUCGUCUUCAACAGCCCACUCUACUUCACCUGCUUGCUGCUAGCACAGACGGGCGUCCUCGCCAUGGUUGCUUGGAUACAUGCUGAUGACGCGUUUCCUGUUUCCUUGACACUGGUAUACGGAGCGCUGGUCGCUUCCGGCGUCUGUCACGUGGUGUAUAAUUAUAUCUCCACAUGUGUGGUGCUAAAGGUGAUGAACGUGGUGAGUCACUCUGUGGCCAACAUUUUCAAACGUCUGAUCGUGGUCCUGUUGCUGUACGGCUGGGGACGACGUCAGGCCACCUGGUUCAACUUUCUCGGUUUACUCGUGGCCACACUCGGAUUGGCCAUCUACGUGCGCGGGAAAACCCGAAAACCUCCGCACAUUUCAUCGUCUGCUACAUCGGAGGGAAUCUUUCUAAAGAACAUCCAGUGGCUGAAGUCCAGAAAGAUGUUUUGGAUGGUGAUGGUGUGCUGCUGUAUUGUGACAACCAUCAUGCACACGUCCAUGUUGUCACGGCCAUUCAUCUUCAAGCCGGAAACCGGCACCGGAGAGCCGGAAGAAUUUUUAUCGUUGCGACUACUGCAGCGCCCCCUGGAGACCAACACAAGGGCAGUUACACUGAGGAAAACACACGAUCUCGUCAACGAGAUCCAACGGGUUUUGAUCAACUUGUUGACUGACGUCAUCGGCAACGCGAGUCACGUGAUGCUGAUGGAGAUCGCGACGUACGAGAACAAGGGGGACCCGGCCAUUACCGCAGGGGAGGUUAUGCUGCUGAGGAAAAUGAACAAACGAAUCGUCUACUACUGCGAGACCUUCAAGUGUAAGCGGCCAGAGGAAAUGGCACUGGCACGCAACAUCAGCAGACGAUAUGACGUCACAGAUCUGGUUAUUUUAAUGCAGGGUGGGGGUAACCUGGUGGGGUACCCGUUUGUAGACACCGUGAGAGAGUCCAUCUUGAACCAGUUCCCCACACACAGGGCCAUCCUGCUGUCUCAGAGCAUCUGGCUCCACCCCGGCUCUGAAGACAGCCUGGCCAACAGUUCACGCAUCUACUCCAACCGCUCCAGUCUCUACAUGUUCAUACGGGAUAGACAGUCUUUAGAGAUUGCUCGAACUCAUUUCCACGGGGUUCAUCUCAUUCUAGCGCCGGAUAUGGCGUUUGGUUUGGGCUCUAUGCCGCGUGUCAUGCCUCCUUAUUACGACAUUCUGUGGCUUCAAAGAACGGAUAACGAAACAUCGCACUACGCCCUUCCCACCUUCCCCCCACACGUCUCCGUCAUGGUGUCAGAUUGGCGCAGGGAGUGGACGUCAAACAUCGGAUCACGUGACCUGGAGACGUCAUUUAUUAUUGCACAAAGCGGCCUUGACUUUCUGCAGCGGGGGCGUGUGGUGGUCACUGACCGCCUACAUGGACAUAUUUUGUCCACUUUGAUGGACAUUCCGCAUGUCCUCAUUGACAACCCGCCCUACUUCAAGCUCUCGUCCUUUGACAGAACCUGGACCGCCGGGUUGGACAACACAAGGUUGGUUCACGACGGUCAAGAGGCGUUGAACGAGGCACUGCUAAUGCUGGAGAAAUACAACGCGACGUUACCGAUAGUUGGCCCCAUCGACAUGAACGCCUUCCCUGCCAUUACAACAACGACGCGACGCACGAAGGUUCAAUUCGCUCGAAAAAAACAUUAAAUGUUGCCAAUUUACAUCAUCUUAAACUAGAUGAGCGGACCAUAAAUUUUGUGCUCAAAUUGACACAAUGUUUACACAUUUUUGGCUUUAAUGAAAAUCUGUUUGUUAUUAGGUUCCAACAAUAGUAUCAAUAUGCUUACCAGAUUUUCUAGCUGGAGAACUUAAUCAAUUUAUUUACAGAAAAUACAAAAAUGUGAUAAACUAGAACUCAGCUUUUUUUUGGAGGGAGAAAAGAAAAACAAAAAUAAUGUUUUAUUUAAAAAUUGAAACUAGCAUCAAAACAAAAUGAAUAACUUAUACUGAGCUAUUUAAGGCCUUAAAUAUUUCAUACAAAUUAUUUUUUCCCACGUUUUCUUUAGCUUGCUUUCGCGUCUGUUUUUCCAAUCAAAUCUCGGGAUCGAAAUUUCGGGCACUUCCCAGUUAGCUAGCGCGCUAAAAUUUUCAGGGAAGCUUUGUUUCCGAUGACAAUACAAUAUUCAAUUGUUAUUAUUACUAAAUUGAUCCAUGGAAACAUUUUAUUGAUCAUUUUAGACCGCUAUAUAUUUGUACAAAAAAAACGUGUAAUUUGAUGAAAACAAGGUUCGGUACUCUCCCUCUUUUGGCUUACUGAGUAGUGUUCACGUCGUGUUUGUGUACAAACAACCGGAACAAGUGGUGGCCAGUAUGGGGGAGACGAUAUGGUCGAGUGGUUGGGCACACGAUUGCUAACCCACUCGACACGGGUUCAAGGCACGUGUUUUUUACGAGUUGUCUUCGUUUACCCAAAACAAAAAAGUGAAUGCGAAAAGAUAAAAUCGAUAGCAAGAUUUUAAUGCAAACAAACAGACAAAGACUAAAAAGUAGAAAAUAAUUAUCAUUAAAAAAGUUUUUAAAAACCCACGUUUUCUGAUUGAACAAAAAAGUAGAAAAUAAAU
Messenger RNA from Physella acuta, 4697 nucleotides. RefSeq lists its product as uncharacterized. Lineage: Eukaryota; Metazoa; Mollusca; Gastropoda; Physidae. The record is from RefSeq and is a predicted model, not a curated record.